This is a messenger RNA of Guillardia theta CCMP2712, 1185 nucleotides long. RefSeq lists its product as hypothetical. The transcript has a single exon. The record is from RefSeq and is a predicted model, not a curated record. NCBI's taxonomy places the organism in Eukaryota, Cryptophyceae, Pyrenomonadales, Geminigeraceae. The coding region runs from base 1 to 1185 and encodes 394 amino acids.
AUGCAGGACGGACAGCCUCCCAGCAGCAAAGUCCAGAUGUCCAUUAAGGAAUUUUAUCCAACACGGUUCAAGAAGCAGCCGGCAGUCCAAACCCCGAAGCAGGGAAGAUCUGACCAAGAGGAAGCUUCGGCUGUGGCAGAAAAUGGCGAGCAAAAGUCUUUGCAGCUGCCUUCAAAGUUGUGUGGGCAGGGCAUGAUGGAGCGAAUUAAGUUGGCUGCCAUGAUCAAGGAGCUACCGAUCGAGGACACCUGCGCAGUAGUGAGACAAUCGAAGAUGAGCAGCAGCACCAACGUGCCAUGUGGUGCCGGCGUCGCGUUUGAAGCUGAAAGACAAGCUGUUGACUGUCGAGGCAUGGAAGAGCUCAGCACGUCCAUGGCAGUAGCGGCGAUUGCAUCGGCAUCAGCGGCAUAUUCAAGGCGCAUCUACUUGGAACCACCUGCCUCAAGUGAAGGAUCUAACGGUGUCUGCUCUGUGAGGUCCUCCCCGGUAAGAGCGAGGCUCGAGGACACGCAAGGGAAGGAGGAGAGUGGCAGGUCUCCUUCAGAGGAAGGGAGGGAGACGGGGGAUGUGAACAUGACUGACGUUGGAGGGAGCUUGCACUCCAACCAUUUUCUGGCUCAGAGCCCUCCAAGGCUGCAGCACACCAUACUGGCGCAUCCUAUCCGCCGGCACCAGAACGGAGACGCGUUGCCCCACCAUGCAGGGAGGCGACAACGAAGCCUGCAAACGAAGAUCAUGUCGGACGAGAAAGCGACCAACAUGCAGGGAAAGAUGCCAGCGUUCUGCUCUUGCGAGCCGUUCAACAUGCCGUUGGAUAUGCGGGCAACCAGGGAAGGGCUGGAGAAGCUCAACGAACUAGUCGCCCAGGCACAUCGCUUGAAUAGCAUUCCUUCGGUUUCCUCCCCGGACCGUCAUGUCCCGAUCUCGCCGAUGCAAGGACAGAGCGUGAACCAAGAUGACGUGACGAACAUGUUGAUGUGCGAUGAAGACCUGGACGCCCACAACUUUGAGGACAACAUGUACCUCUCACCCUCGGACUCGCAGCGGUUCUUCAACAGCAGGUUCGAACACUCCUCAGCUCCCAGGAGCGACGUGAGCAUCCGGUCGGUUCAACUCCAGCAUGAGCCAGGGUCGAUGUCACCCACCUGGGGCCUCCUUCAUCACUCGCCGAGCCAGGGCAAGUGA